Molecule: messenger RNA, 1683 nt
Organism: Rubroshorea leprosula
Lineage: Eukaryota; Viridiplantae; Streptophyta; Magnoliopsida; Malvales; Dipterocarpaceae
Source: the annotation of a GenBank genome assembly
UGUUGAUUUCUUGUUUUGUUCUCUCGUUCAUAAUAUAUCUUGAAACUUCUGGUAUAGACUCUGCUCUUAUUUUUACUUACUCGUCAAUUUUAUGAUUAAUAUAUCAAAAGGACAAAAAAUAAAAAAAUAAAAGGAAGAAGAAGAAAGAAGUAGAAAUUAUACAUUUGCCCACGGCCUUUAAACUUGAGAUGCCGAAUCCUAGUGCCAAGCUUCUUGGAAUAGGACCCAGACCAAACACCUUCAGUUUUGCCGAGUUGAGGGCUGUAACAGAUGACUUCAUCAGUCCCUCAAAUAAGUUAGGAGAAGGGGGAUUUGGUCCGGGUAAACUUUCCAAUGGGCGGGUACUAGCUGUGAAGCAGCUUUCAGUAGCAUCUCACCAAGGGACAAGUCAAUUUGUUACUGAGAUUGCUACCAUAUCUGUGGUGCAAGAUCGCAACCUUGUUAAACUGUACGGAUGCGGCAUCGAAGGAAACAGACGCCUCCUUGUUUAUGAGUAUCUUGGGAAUAAAAGCCAUGACCAAGCACGCUUUGGAAAUAAAGACUUGCAUCUUGAUUGGCGAACCUGCUUCAGUAUCUGCCUGGCAACUGCUAGAGCACUAGCUUAUUUUCAUGAGGAAUCAAGGCCGAGGAUCAUACACAAAGACGUGAAGGCAAGUAACAUUUUGCUUGAUUCUGAGCUCUGUCCGAAAAUAUCUGACUUUGGGUUGGCAAAGCUAUAUGAUGACAAGAAAACUCACAUCAGCACCCAGGUUGCAGGAACAAUUGGCUAUUUGGUACCAGAUUAUGCAAUGCGUGGCCACCUCAUUGAGAAGGCAGAUGUCUUUGGCUUUGGUAUUGUUGCUUUGGAAAUCCUUAGUGGAAGACCAAACUCUGACAACAGCCUGGACAAUGACAAGAUCUAUCUUCUUGAAUGGGCAUGGACUCUGUAUGAAAGCAACCAGAGUCUAGGUCUGGUGGAUCCAACCUUAGUUGAGUUUGAUGAAAAUGAAGCUUUAAGAAUGAUAAGAUUGGGACUCCUGUGCACCCAGGCAUCACCAAUGAUACGACCACCCAUGUCAAGGGUUGUAGCUAUGCUUGCUCGCUUCAAGGCUGAAAACUCACCAUCUACUGGAUCUGAGCACAGUGAUAACAAGAACAAGCACAAUCUUAAUCCAGGGAAAGAGCUGGUGCCUUCUUCAUUAAAUAUCACUGAAUUCAGUGACAUUAUUGGGGAAGUACUCGUCACACCACCUACUCAAACCAAGAUAUCAGCUCCUAUGUUUGCAACCGGCUCCAAUUCAAUCUCAACAGUCGCAACAGCACCACAUGACUCCAAUCUGCGAAGCCAAAGCGGUAGCAUUUCUGGAUCUUUCAGCAGUGCCUUCUUCCCAAAGAAAGAAUUCAACGCUGCAAGAAGAAUUACAAUCGCUGCAGCAAACUCAGAAAUUCGUUUAGUAUUCUUUGCAGCAUGAGUGAGUCUCGUGUUGAGUUCCCUCGUAGAGUCAACAACUUACCUCCAGAAAGAGAGCGGGCACUAAGCAAUGUGCCUCUUAUGCCACUUCUUGCCACUUCUAUCCUUAUAAUACCAUCCUUGGAAAUCCUCUGUUAUAAUAUUGUGAACUUAUAUUUGAGAUUGCCACUUAUUUUAUGAAAACUUGAACAAUCUUCACUGCAAUGGUUCAUUAAUAGAAAUUUUAGUUGGUG